Linderina pennispora is the source of this 2250-nucleotide messenger RNA. RefSeq lists its product as uncharacterized. The record is from RefSeq and is a predicted model, not a curated record. Lineage: Eukaryota; Fungi; Kickxellomycota; Kickxellomycetes; Kickxellales; Kickxellaceae. The transcript has 2 exons. The coding region runs from base 1 to 1989 and encodes 662 amino acids. Gene Ontology annotation, molecular function: ATP binding; protein kinase activity. Gene Ontology annotation, biological process: protein phosphorylation.
AUGUCUGCCAAACGCACAAGCAAUAUCUCACUCAAGAACGGUUCAGGCAAGCGCCUGAGAGGGGGCGACGCGAGUAAAGCACUCAGUCACUCGCUGGUGCCGUUAGCGCCAAACGACAACACGUUGCAAAGCAGCACCAGCAACAGCAACAAGAUCCAGGCAGAGCGCGAAGAGCUCGCCAAGGGUGCUGUCUCUGGCCAACUCAUCGAAGGUGCCGACCAAAUCCACACUAUCAUAGCUCCGAGGGGAGAGGCGGGCAGUGUUUCUUCAUCCAUAGCCGACAUUAUCUACCUCGAGCUGGAACAUUUGCUGGACUCCAAUGCAGAUGGUUCCGAUGCAAACAGCAUAUUCACCUAUAUAAUGGACCUGUUGCGCAAGAGCACCAAAGACGAAAGCCUGCACUCGUGUCGACUUCGAACCAGAGGGUAUAAGGCUAAAAGGAGGGAGUUCCUCGAAAGUCUGCAAGGGGUUCUGGAGGAGCUGCAGGUGUGGGUCCGCCAUCACAACAAGGGCAAGGCCGGCGGCAAGAAAGAAACAAAGUUGUACACCCCCUUCCAGUCCUUCGUUCACUUUGUCGCCCCAUUUGUCAAGUUCCUCUUUGACAAACUUGGUCUCGGUACGCUUUUCCCUUCUGUUGUUCAUCAGCGCUGUAUCAUCUGCUAUCCGAAGACGAACAGAAAGCCCCUAUGUGGCGACGACGACCGCAAGAUUGACAUCGGGUUGACCACCUGUCGACCUGGCGAUUUGGAAGAGCAGCUGCCUGAUAUGCCCUAUGCAGAUAUAUUCGCCAUUGUCGAGGCAAAGUACUCAAACACCCGCAAGGACAAGAAUGGCGCAUACAAGCAGCUUGUGGACUACUCGCACCAUAUGUAUGCUGCCCAGCCUGAUCGCCGCUUUAUUCUUGGACAGACCUCCUGUGGAGCCGAGAUGCGGGCCUGCUUGUUCUCAAACGACUGCAUAUUUGCAAGCAACCCCAUGGACGUAUCAACAAGCGCAGGUCGUCGGGAGUACAUUGGGUUGCUGGUGAACCUCUCACUGUGUGACAAAGACCAGCUGAGGUAUGAUCCGACGAUGACCAGGGAUAGAGAGCAUGAGUACUGGACCAUCGAGUGCCCUGACACUCCAGGCAAGUCAUCAGGCAGCCAGGCAACAAAAACGCACUACUUCAGAGAUGAAGUUGCCAAAGCUGAUAGCCUUUUCGGUCGGCACACGAGGUGCUUUUUGGCAACAGAUGAGGACCCUGCUGGUGACAGAAUCAAGCCCAAGUUUGUUGUGAAGGAUGCAUGGCCGGAGGUUCUACAGGACCAUGACGACACGCGGGACGAGGUGAUGUUUAUGCGCCGAAUCACAGAGGAACUUGCGAACUCAGAUGUCGAAGACCUGGUCUAUCCGAAGCUCGAAGCCGGUGGUCGUGUCUUGAUCGAUACUGACAGGGGCCAAUUUGAGGACAACACGAAAAAUGCACUGGGUCCACUCUACUUGCUGCGCAAGCCAGACAGCACAGCAAUACCGUUCCGCGUCCAUAAGCGCCUGGUUAUGUCCCCGAUUGGUGAACCACUGGAAACCGUCGAGUCUGUCCACGAGCUCAUUGUUGUGCUAGGCGAUGCGAUGCGCUGCCACACCGAGGUUCUGCGGCGGUGCAACAUCCUCCACCGCGACAACUCAAACAACAAUGUCCUUGUCGUGCGUGAGGAAGGCAAACAACCUCGCGGACUACUGAUAGAUUUCGACUGCGCAGUGGAUGUAAGUGAGAACCAGGCGCCGAACCCAGAGAAUAUAGGGACAUUCCCCUACAGGAGCAUCAGCAAUCUGUUUGGAUCUGAUGUGGAGCGGACAGAGUUGGAUGAUUUGGAGUCGCUACUCUACCUACUGUGCUAUUUCGCAACAGUCGGUGUCAGAGAGGAUUGCAAACGAUCUCAGGCAGAUAUGGAUGGUCUACUGAUUAAAAAAAAUGGCACACAAGAGAUGCUCAAACCAUCAGAUAUUUAAAGCUAGGGGUUAUGACAUCACUUCCUGACUUUGAAUGAUGCAUUAGCUGACAUUUCAACAGUGACCAGCCUAAUGUCGAGGAUGUUCAAGCAUUAGCAAGAGAUAUCUACACCAAUCUGUUUGGAACCCGAUCUUCAGCGACAAUCGUUCCAAAGGCCCUGUAUGUGUAUGUAUUGAUGACAUGUGGUUUGACCCAUCCGAGGAGCGAGUGAGAGAAAAGGACGCACUUGUCGCAACCCUUAUGUGUGCUCUAAGCAUGGC